UUUUUUUUUUUAGUUAUUCCAUUUAUAUACCAAUUUGAAAAUAAAGGAUUACAAUGAUAUCAUCUUCAUCUUUAUCUAUUCCAACAUUAAAGGUAUCAAUGAAUGGAUAUAAUUUAUAGAUAAUAUUAAUAUGAUUUUUGAAGAAUCCCACGACAGAUUGGUUACCUACGCCAAAUUCAUCUUACUGUCAUUCUAUUGCAUCUAAAGAUUCCAAAGUCUCAUCCUAUAAUCGACCAACAGAACAUUUGACUUUUUCUAAGUUACAAGUACCCAAACAUUAUGGAUCCAUUUUAAGUAUGCCAUUAUCUGAUGAUACAUCCAUUGAUGAAGCACCGCCUACGCCACCUCAUACUACCAUCAGCCCCAAUGAUGAUGAUGAGGGAUUAUAUUUAUUAUGGACACAUCAACUCUUACGUGAACAAGGUUUCCGCCCAAGUAGGUCCUAUUGUCAAAACACUGAAGAUGAUGAUGAUGAAAGUAGUCAAUCUGAAUCCAUUUUAUCCAAUCAUGCAAUCAAUCCUCCUUUCAAACCCAUGAAUAAUCCUUUUUCCAUUACUUCUUUUCUAUCUUGUUUUUGUCCCUCCUCAUAACCCAUUCUCCUUUCUUUUUUUUUUUUUUUUGUUAUCUUUAUCUUCUCCCGUUCCAUCGGAGUUGGCACUUUGUAUAUGAUUUUUUCAUUUUAUAUCUUUGUACUCAUCUAUCUACUUUCUAUGACUUUUCCCUUAUAUGGCCUUGACUCGGUUCAAUGAUGCCGGAGACCCAAUCAUCCAUCUAGAAUAUACCUCGUAUCACAUACUCAUCAUCGUCACGCUUCCCUUAUUAUUAUUAUUAUUAUUAUU
Halteromyces radiatus is the source of this 839-nucleotide messenger RNA. RefSeq lists its product as uncharacterized. The record is from RefSeq and is a predicted model, not a curated record. The transcript is spliced from 3 exons. Bases 297 to 590 code for a protein of 97 amino acids. Lineage: Eukaryota; Fungi; Mucoromycota; Mucoromycetes; Mucorales; Cunninghamellaceae.